GGUGCGGCCCGGCGCAUGCGCAGCGUGGGGCCGCCGGGAGGCCCGGGACGGAGCCGCUUCCCUCAGCACCGGUACCGGCACCGGCCAGGCCGCGCCGCACCGGGAGGGGCCGCUGCGCCCUCCCUCCCUCACCCCUGCUCCUCCGAUGUACCGGGGAGCCGCCGGGGCCGGCGCGCUGAUUGGCUGAGGAGAGAUAGAGGGGAGACUUGCGUCAGACCGCUGGAGGUGACGUCAGCGGGGGUUUGUUGGGACUGAGCCGGGGAGAAAGGUCGAGAUGAAGAACCAAGGCGGGGAGACCAAAGCUGCCCCCCGGCCUGGCAGCGCUUCCAAACUGGUGCUGGAGGAUGGGGACUCACCGGAGGCCGCAGCACCCCUGGAAGCUUCUCUCGCACAGGAGGACACCAAGUCCUCCCGGCCCGCCGUGCGGGACGUCUCCGAAGAGCUGAGCCGGCAGCUCGAGGACAUCUUGAACACGUACUGCGUGGAUGCCAGCCAGGAGGGCGCGGGCGAGGACGGUGGCCAGAGCGAGCCCACCGAGACGGAAGAAGCCGAGAAGUGUCGCAGCGAGUCCCCGAGGAACGGUGACCAGGAGACGGGCGGCCCCGAGAUGAACGGCGAGAAGGAAAACACAAAGGGGACUGAAGAGUUUCGACCCGGCGAGGAGUGUGGGGAGCGGGAUCAGAAGAAGGCUCAGGAGAAAAAGAAAGCCAAGGGCCUAGGCAAAGAAAUCACUUUGCUGAUGCAGACGCUGAACACCCUGAGCACGCCAGAGGAGAAACUAGCAGCGCUGUGCAAGAAAUACGCUGAGCUGCUGGAAGAGCAUCGCACCUCCCAGAAACAGAUGAAGAUCUUGCAGAAGAAGCAGACGCAGCUGGUGCAAGAGAAGGAUCACCUGCAGAGCGAGCACAGCAAGGCCAUCCUGGCCCGCAGCAAGCUGGAGAGCCUGUGCCGCGAGCUGCAGAGACACAACCGUACCCUCAAGGAGGAGGGUGUCCAGCGUGCACGGGAGGAAGAGGAGAAGCGGAAGGAGGUGACAUCCCACUUCCAGGUGACACUGAACGACAUUCAGCUCCAGAUGGAGCAGCACAACGAGCGGAACUCCAAGCUGCGCCAGGAGAACAUGGAGCUGGCGGAGCGGCUCAAGAAGCUCAUCGAGCAGUACGAGCUGCGGGAGGAGCACAUCGACAAGGUGUUCAAACACAAGGACCUGCAGCAGCAGCUGGUGGACGCCAAACUCCAGCAGGCGCAGGAGAUGCUGAAGGAGGCCGAGGAGAGACACCAGCGGGAGAAGGACUUUCUGCUGAAGGAAGCGGUGGCCUCGCAGAGGAUGUGCGAGCUGAUGAAGCAGCAGGAGACCCAUCUCAAGCAGCAGCUCGCUCUCUACACGGAGAAGUUUGAAGAAUUCCAGAACACCCUUUCCAAAAGCAGUGAAGUGUUCACGACCUUUAAACAGGAGAUGGAGAAGAUGACAAAGAAAAUCAAGAAGCUGGAGAAGGAGACCACGAUGUAUCGCUCUCGCUGGGAGAGCAGCAACAAGGCUCUGCUGGAGAUGGCUGAGGAGGUGAGGAGGCUGGAGCAGCACGCGGAUGUGUUGUGUGGCCUUGGGCUGGAGCUGAGGGGAGGCCAAACCUCAAAUCCUGGGCUCAGUUUUGGGCCUCUCAAGACAAGAAAGCCCCCGAGGUGCUGGAAAAACCCUUCGGGACAAAGAGCUAGAGGGGCUUCAGGUGAAAAUCCAGCGCUUGGAGAAGCUGUGCCGAGCCCUGCAGACGGAACGCAACGACCUCAACAAGAAGGUGCAGGACCUGUGUGCCCACACACCCCGCGCAGACACGGACCCCUCGGAGCCUUCGAAGGACCCACCACGAGACGGCCCCGAGGCGGCGGCGGGAGGUUCUGCAGCCGAGCAGGAUUGUCUGCACUCGGGAAAGCCGCCGCACGGCGCGGAUCCUGCGGAGAGCCUGGGAGAACUGAGCACAGGAGCCUCGGGGCAGAGCGGGACUGAGGAGGGGGCUCAGGGCGCUGCCUGAGCCCGCAGGGCGGGGGGAGAGGGAGGGGAACGUGGGGGGUUCCAGAGACUCGGUCCAACGCCCCUCUCCUGGUGCUGGGACAGGCGCGAGAGGUCGGCCCUCCGGGGGAUUCCGCAUUUCCUAGCUUAGGUUUUUGGAGGAUUUUUAAAAUUUUUAUAUAUAUAUAUAUAUAUGAUUAUAUAUAUGAUAUAUAAAAUAUGUGCAGGGCAACGAACACUUUAUAUAUGGAUACACGUGAAAACUAGAAUGAUCCACCUCCCUGCGUGUGCGUGAAUAACUAAUAUAUGGAGACUCAACCGAUCGGCCCUUUCACGACAAGACUUGUCACUGGCAGGCUGUGAACCCCCAAAAAUCUAACGCAGCUCAGGCAGGUGGGGGGUCUGUCAGCACCUCCGCAGCGACGCUGCGUCGAGUGAGAGACAAGGAGCUGAGCUGGAUUCUCCCUCCUCCGUGUCAGGUGUCCCAGACACUCGUGUUUUUGGUGCCCGUGAGCAGAGCAAAUGAGUUGGGAAGAGGCCGUUUCUCCUCUGCCUGGGUUUAUGUGUUGAAUGGAGACAAAGAAAAGCAGAGGAAUGGGGGGUGCCCGGUUCACCCAGAAUCUGCCAGUGUCUCAAUCGCCUUAUGAUUCACAGUUGCCUCUUUGCUAUACGCACAUGCGCACAAGUGUAUUAAAGAGUUAAUCCAAAGGUCUAAUUCCCAAGUGUUUUGCACAAGCGCGUGUGGUCAGUUGUGCAAGGGGCUGGGGAGGUUCCACCCGAGCUCCUCUGCCCCGUGUCAGGACCUCCUGGUCGCUGAGCGAUGGUCUCGAGGUGUCCGCAGAGCUCCAUCCGAAUUGCCGGCGCCAGCACCAGGACUGUGUCCUCCCUCCUCACGGGGACUCCAGCGAGUUUGGGUCUAACGAACCUGCAGCAGAGACGAGAUGUAACGAGUCUCCGCAGAGCCACAGCCCCGAACCUCUGCUGGGAUGUUCCCCGGAGCCGAGCGUGGCUUUGUCGGCCCCUUGAUGUCCGUGUUGCUUCCCCGGUGCAGGGACGUGUCUGUGUCAGAAGGAGCGUCAGGAGCCCCGUUCGCAGCUGCCAAGCUGUGGGCUUCUUCCCGUCCUUUCAAUAAAAGAAAAACCUUAGAAAGCCACCUUUUUUUAUUUUCAAUUUUCCUCGUUACGGUACAGAUUAUCUCCACAGGGGCUGUUGUAUGGAUCUCUGUAUCAAAUAGAAAUGCACCCAACUUC
This is a messenger RNA of Columba livia (rock pigeon), 3255 nucleotides long. It is a transcript of the gene TXLNA, whose product is annotated as taxilin alpha. Gene Ontology annotation, molecular function: syntaxin binding. The transcript is spliced from 11 exons. Bases 275 to 2002 code for a protein of 575 amino acids. The record is from RefSeq and is a predicted model, not a curated record. NCBI's taxonomy places the organism in Eukaryota, Metazoa, Chordata, Aves, Columbiformes, Columbidae.